GGCGUGGCUUCAAACUACUCCCUUCUAUCUCUGAACAACUCGCCGUCAACGGAAAUAUGGGGGAUGGGACGUGGGCGCACUCAGCAUAAGUAGCCACAAGACUCGUCGGUACCUUGCAAGAGAAACCUGGGGGUUCAGUGUCUCCCUGUGAGCUCGUGUGCCGACUGCCAAAUCCACUGUCAUUCAUUCACUCGCAACCUACCCUAGACGGGCUCGGAUCAGGAGCGAUGACAUCUCAACCCGUCGUCCUCUCACCAGCAACGCCCUCUGAGCUCCUCUCAUACAUCAUCUCUUACCAUCGGUAUCCUGCAACCCUUGUUGUCGGUUGUUCUAAGCAGGAAUUCCUCGAUGCCGUUGUUGAGGAUGUUAUUCACCACCUCUCCCUAAAGGAUCAGGAGCCUCAAGAAAACGUCAAGGAAGACAUUCCACCACAUCCGUUCUUAAAGGCCCCUCUAUACCAAAUCGCUGUGUCCCGACACAUACGAAUCGCCUUCACGCCAACCGUCACGCACCUCCGCUCCUACCUAUCCGUCUUCUCCCCAGCGGACUCUCCCAUUCCGGCACCCCCAAAUCACGUCGCAGACAGGAAACCGCCACUGUUACUGGUCUAUGGGCUACUGGCUCUUCAUCGCGAUGCCAGCGAGUGGUCUGCGCAAGGGAUUGGAAACUCAGCCGCGGUUUUAGCCGACUGCGCCGCACGCAACAAGUUCCGGCCGGUUAUUGUUGAGCCGAGGAGCGCGGGCGGACAUGAUGAACUGGAUCAUCUUGGCAGGGAGGUGAUUCCGCUUCUGAACGGCACCGCAAGGAAGGACGAUGGAUCAUGGAGUGGACGGAGUGUUAGCAUUCGGCAAGUUUUGAGCCGCUGGUUCGAGUUUGAAUCUCGGGAGUGGGAAAGCAGAUAACCGGCAUGUUCUUUAACUCGUAACAGGAACGAUACCGUGCUCCGCCGCAAGGAAGGCAUCUAACUACAAACGUUUCAGGGCACUUAGUUACUCGAAACACUUGGAGACUCAAAGUGGAAGAUCAUAGCA
Molecule: messenger RNA, 1031 nt
Organism: Ilyonectria robusta
Lineage: Eukaryota; Fungi; Ascomycota; Sordariomycetes; Hypocreales; Nectriaceae
Exons: 1
Coding region: 228-902 (224 amino acids)
Source: RefSeq, a predicted model, not a curated record